AGAAGCAUCAGGGGCUCGCGGCGGCGCCUUCCACAUUCAGCAGCCACGCGGGGCGCGGGGCGCGCCCCCCGGAAGCGUAGCCGCGUGGCGUGGCGUGGCGUGGCGUGGACCGAUGGGGUACCUGCCGUCCCUUGGCAGCAAGGCGGCGCACUUCGUGUCCGACCUCACCACCGUCAUCCUCAACCCCGUCUCCGAGCGCGAGACUUCACACCUCCCCGAGGUAGACGAAGUGCAAGAAAGUUCAGAGAAUGAUGAAGACUCUGAACACAAUUCUGACAUUCUUGAUGGCCCUGACACAUCUUCCUUCAGAGCAUUCUUGAUCUCAUUUUUGUCGUCAUCUAGCUCUAAUAACGAUUCAAUGGAGAUGAUUCCUGAGCAGAAUGGGGACAUGGGAUACCCAACUUUAACACCAUUGGGGAAGGGAAGCAAGGGAAGGACAGGUCUGCUAAGUAGAGGGAAGCAUUCCAUUGGAAAAAUCAUUAACAAGGCUGCUAGGAUUGGUGGUUUCAAACAAACUACUGCAGAGCCUAAAGUUGACAGAGAGACAGUAAAUCAUACUGAAUCAGUUGCACCUGUAUUGGAGCCUGAGGAAUCAAAGGAAGUUGCUUCCUUCAGUAGUUUGCCAAUUAUGUCGGAACCAUCUGUUCUAUUGUCAGAAAUGAUGCAAUCGAUUCUUUAUGCCUCUCUCCCUGUUCUUGCCCAGGGAAGGAACUGGGUCUUGCUAUACAGCACAUGGAGGCAUGGCAUAUCUUUAUCUACUUUAUAUAGAAGGAGCAUGCUUUGCCCUGGUUACUCACUUUUGGUAGUUGGGGAUAAAAAAGGGACUGUUUUUGGUGGUUUAGUAGAGGCCCCAUUGCAGCCAACCAGUGCCAAGAAGUAUCAGGGGACCAAUAAUUGCUUUGUUUUCACUAAUCUGCACAACCGCCCUGUUAUAUAUCGGCCAACCGGUGCAAAUAACUAUUUCACCAUGUGCGCCACCGACUAUUUGGCUCUCGGAGGAGGAGGUCAUUUCGCACUUUAUCUAGAUGGAGACCUUUUGAGUGGUUCAAGUUCCAAUUCAGAGACUUUUAACAACGAGUGCUUAUCACAUUCCCCGGACUUCGCAGUGAAAAAUGUUGAGCUGUGGGGCUUCGUCUAUCCGUCCAAGUACGAGGAAAUGCUUACACUCUGCCGAACUGAGAAGCAGGGAAUUUGUCGAUGGUGAUCGUCCGAUAGUUUGAGCUGCCGACCAUAGGCAUGUUACAUCUGUACAGUUUUAUUAGGCUUUGUGAGUUGACAUAAUUUUUGUGAGCAGGACCCAAGUAGUGCAGUGCUGGGAGAUGCUUUUCUCAAGCGAGUUCGCUCAGAUUUGUAAAUACUGUAAUUUUGUUGCUGCCACUUAGCGGAACAUGGACGUAGCGGUGUUUUUUUUC
Phragmites australis (common reed) is the source of this 1412-nucleotide messenger RNA. RefSeq lists its product as uncharacterized. The transcript is spliced from 8 exons. Bases 113 to 1204 code for a protein of 363 amino acids. Lineage: Eukaryota; Viridiplantae; Streptophyta; Magnoliopsida; Poales; Poaceae. The record is from RefSeq and is a predicted model, not a curated record.